This is a messenger RNA of Meloidogyne enterolobii, 283 nucleotides long. The record is from the annotation of a GenBank genome assembly. NCBI's taxonomy places the organism in Eukaryota, Metazoa, Nematoda, Chromadorea, Rhabditida, Meloidogynidae.
UUUUUUAUCCUUCCCAGAGAUUUCCUUUUUUAAUUUUUUCUUCAAUUUUCAGUUUAAAUAGAGCACCAAAAAUGGCAUAUAGAUAUCAAUAUUAUAGCAACUUUCAACAAUCUCCACAACCUCUCUACAAACAGCAAAGCUUUCGAAUGCAGCCUGAUCAUCUUAUUCGAACUGUUACGACAUCAAAAAUUUUGCAGGAACAGCGAGCGGCUGAGGAAAAGGCUAAAGCAGCAAUGCCGCCUUACGGGUUUUUUUUUUAUUUUUUUUCUGAGUUUACUUGAGA